AUGAAGAGAGAAGAAGACACAGGAAUCUCCAUUCUCGUUGUUGGAGGUGGCAUUGCGGGUCUAUCAUUCGCUAUUGAGGCUCAUCGUAAGGGUCACAAUGUCCGGGUAAUCGAACGGCGACGCCGUGAAGAGACUUUUGGCGAAAUGAUCGUAAUCACGACUCCAGCUCUCCACACCCCAAAGAAAUGGCCGGGCUUUAUGGAGCGGGCGAGGCAAGAAGGAGUUGAUCCAGUGAUCAAUAUGAAGAAAUUCGACGGCACACUGAUCGGGACCUUCCCCAUUGGCGACCCCAAGGACCCUUCCCUAGCUAUCUACCGGUCAAAGCUGCAUAAUGUUCUCCAAGAGUAUAUCUCGCAGCUUGGCAUACCGGUCGAGUUCUCCACGACGGCUGCGGAUUUCUUCGAGGCAGACGACCAUGGUGGUGUGAUCCUGUCUGACGGCCGCAGGCUCACGGCAGACGUAGUGGUGGCUGCUGAUGGAGUUGGCACCAAAUCAUGGGCAUCGGUAGUCGGCAGCAAAGACGCCCCCAUUAGCUCAGGAUUCAUCCUGUAUCGAGUCACCUUCCCCGCAGCACCGGCGCUCGAAAACCCAGUCAUCGCGAAGGAAUUUGAAGGAUUCAGAGACCGUGGAUUCCUACAUGCCGGUCCUGGGGCGCAUGUGGUUACUUGCAAGUCAGAAAACGACAUUUGCUGGAUGCUCACUCGCAGGGAGGACGGUGGUGAUGACAAAGAAGAUUGGGCUAAGACCACGUCGAUUGAUAAGGCUCUCAAGGCCGUUGCGGGCUGGGAACCCUUCAUGACCGAGCUUAUCAAUGCGACACCAAACCACACCGUUCUUGAAUGGAAGCUGGUUUGGCGUAACCCUCAACCGCGGUGGGCAUCACCCGGCGGCCGCAUUGUCCAAAUUGGUGACGCCGCACAUCCAUUUCUGCCGACCUCGGCUAGCGGUGGAACAAUGGCCAUGGAAGAUGCGUACUCCCUGGCCGCAUGUUUAAAAAUAGCCGGGAAGGAAGAUGUGUCCUUCGCAACAAAGGUGCAUAACCACUUGAGGUUCGAACGGGUCUCUUGCGCCCAGAAGCUAGGAUUCAAGAACCGGGAGUUAUUCCACAACACUGAUUGGGAUGCAGUUUCUAAGAACCCGGAGGUUAUGGGCAAGAUGGUUGGAAACUGGCUGGUGCAGCACGACCCAGCGCAGUAUGCAAAUGAGAACUACGGUAAAUGUGCAGAGCACCUUCUCAGGGGUACACCAUUCGAGAACACGAAUUCUGUUCCUGGCUAUAAGUACAAGCCGUGGACUGUCCAGGAGCUCCUAGACGCUUCGGAGAGUGGCAACCCUGUUCAAGAUGAAGGAGACUGGUCCUAG
Messenger RNA from Penicillium hordei, 1362 nucleotides. RefSeq names its product FAD-dependent oxidoreductase. The transcript is spliced from 4 exons. The coding region runs from base 1 to 1362 and encodes 453 amino acids. The record is from RefSeq and is a predicted model, not a curated record. Gene Ontology annotation, biological process: secondary metabolite biosynthetic process. Gene Ontology annotation, molecular function: monooxygenase activity; FAD binding. Lineage: Eukaryota; Fungi; Ascomycota; Eurotiomycetes; Eurotiales; Aspergillaceae.